Messenger RNA from Amphiprion ocellaris (clown anemonefish), 5944 nucleotides. It is a transcript of the gene pde1a, whose product is annotated as phosphodiesterase 1A, calmodulin-dependent. Bases 613 to 2871 code for a protein of 752 amino acids. The transcript has 16 exons. Gene Ontology annotation, biological process: signal transduction. NCBI's taxonomy places the organism in Eukaryota, Metazoa, Chordata, Actinopteri, Pomacentridae. Gene Ontology annotation, molecular function: 3',5'-cyclic-nucleotide phosphodiesterase activity. The record is from RefSeq and is a predicted model, not a curated record.
GUUUGCAUCUGAACGGAGCGUAAAGUUAUGUGCGUUUGAAUUUGGCAGGAGGAGGAAGGGGAGGAGGGAGAGGAGGACGAGGUCUGUCGACUGCAGGAUUCCAUCACUCUUGGCAACCGUUGUUGCGUUACCACGGUAACGCUCUGCAACAUUCUCUGCUUCUUUGUCCUCCUCCAUCACUCCUCUUCCCCCAUCUCUCUCUCUCUCUCACUCCAUCCCGUCCUUGCGUUGCUACGGCGAUGCUCUGGGACAUUCAGCGGCAUCGUUUUGCCGCCGCAGUGCCGGAGCGCAGAGGUCAGCUGUGAGCCGCUGGAGGAAGUCGCAGCCAGCCGAUCGCCUCGUUCCUUCUCUCCUCUCUGCGUUUGCAACUUUCAGAUUCUCCUGACCUUUAACCCCCACCCGCCGCUUCUUUUACCGAUCAGCCAUCGACCGGGAUUGGCCGGGCUUCGUCAGGUGACGUCACAGGAAGUUGGACGAAGUUUCAUCGAACUCCAGCGCUCUCCUCUGCGAUCAGCGUCGAUGUUUUCACGACUCCUUCGGUGCGAGAGACGUCGGGACUCUCCACAGGGACCAAACUCUGCUCCGUGAACACUUGUGCAAAACCUGAGCGAGAUGAGCGAGGAGGUGGAGGAGGCGCAGCUGCUGGAAGCCGAGGAGCAAGAGGAGGUGCAGCAGCAACAGGAGGAAGAGCUGCAGGAGGAGCAGCAGCUGGAGGGAAACCUGGAUAAGCUGCAGCAGCAGCAGCAGGUGGAAGAGCUAGGUGAGGAGGAGGUGGUGCAGCAGUUGGAGAUGCAACAGGAGGAGGAGGAGGAGGUAGUGCAGCAACAGGAGGACAGCCUGUCUGAGGAGGUGCUACAGAAAGAGCAGGAGUUUCAACUGCAAGAAGAAGAAGAAGAAGAAAAAGAGGAGAAGGAGGAGAUGCAACAAGAAGAGGAGGUGCAAGAAAGUGAGAAGGAGGUGCAGGAGAGUGAAGAGCUGCAGCAGCCCGAGGAGGAGGAGGAGCAGCGGCAGGAGGAGGAGGAGGUGCAGAGUGAGGAGAUGCCACAGUCUGAGGACCAGCAGACUGAGCAGCAGCAGCAGCAGACGGAGGACUUUGUGGACGCUGUGGAGCAGAACCACAACAACCAGGUGCUGAUCCGGCUGAGAGGAAUGCAGAAAUAUAAAAGUACAUCACAGAGGCUGAAGGGGGUCCUGGAGCAGAUGGACCGCGGUGUCGUGGACCUGCAGGAACUCCGCAGGAACCUGGAACUGGCCGCCGCCAUGCUGGACGCUGUUUACACCGAUGAGACCAGGCGUCUGUUGGACACCGAGGACGAGCUCAGCGACCUGCAGGCGGAGUCGGUGCCCACGGAAGUACGCGAUUGGCUGGCGUGCACCUUCAGCAGGAAGAUGGGUGUGGCCAAGCGGCGUCCCGAGGAGAAGCCGAGAUUCAGGAGCAUCGUCCAUGCGGUGCAAGCUGGGAUAUUUGUGGAGAGGAUGUACAGACGGACGUCCAACAUGGCGGGUCUGACCUACCCUCCCACGGCUUUGACAGCUCUCAAGGAGGUGGAUCAGUGGUCCUUUGAUGUCUUUUCCUUCCAUGAGGGCACCGGAGAUCACGCCCUCAAGUUCCUGGUCUAUGACCUGCUGACCCGCUAUGACCUCAUCAACAGGUUCAGGAUCCCAGUGCAGGCUCUGGUGCAGUUUGUUGAGGCUCUGGAGAACGGCUACAGCAAACACAGGAACCCCUACCACAACCUGAUCCAUGCUGCCGACGUCACUCAGACCGCCCACUUCCUGAUGCUACACACCGGACUGAUGCACUGGCUCAGCGAGCUGGAGAUUCUCGCGAUGGUUUUCGCUGCAGCCAUUCACGACUUCGAACACACAGGAACCACCAACAACUUCCACAUCCACACCAGGUCGGAGGUGGCCAUCUUGUACAAUGACCGGUCGGUGCUGGAGAACCAUCACGUCAGCGCCGCCUACAGGCUGAUGGCCGAGGAGGACAUGAACAUCCUGGUCAACCUGAACAAGGACGACUGGAGGGAGCUGAGGUCUCUGGUGAUCGAGAUGGUGAUGUCCACUGACAUGUCCUGCCACUUCCAGCAGAUCAAGACCAUGAGGAACGCUCUGACGCAGACACACAGUAUCGACAAAGUGAAGGCGUUGUCUCUGAUGCUUCACGCUGCAGACAUCAGUCAUCCUGCCAAAGCCUGGCCGCUGCACUACCGCUGGACUCACAGUCUGAUGGAGGAGUUCUUCAGACAGGGAGACAAAGAGGUGGAACUUGGCCUUCCUUUUUCUCCUCUGUGUGACCGCAAAGCCACCAUGAUCGCCCAAUCACAGAUAGGUUUCAUAGACUUCAUCGUGGAGCCGACCUUCAGCGUUCUGAUUGACACAACGGAGAAGGUGAUUGGUCCUCUGAUAGAAGAGGACAGGAAGGCCAGAGAGACUGGAAACAGGAGGUCCAGUCUUACAGGAAGCGGCUCGGUUACCGUGGAGUCGGUGCAGAGACACAGCAGCGGUCGCCACGGCAACAGCGAUGACGGACAGAUGGACUUCUCUCUGACGGCCAUCGACCUGCCGACUCUGAGGCUCCACCUGUCUGGUGUCAUCGCCAGCAACAAGGACCGGUGGAAGGAGCUUUCUGUGCACGAGCUGGCCGAUAAAGAGCAAGAGGAGAAAGAGAACACCGAGGUCCAAUCACAAGCCUCGCCCAGCCACACUGUCGCCGAUGGACACGCUUCUGACCAAUCACAGAACUCCGACGACACCCCACCUGAAACACAAGUCGACGAGGCACCUGACCCCGUAGAUCACCUGACCUGGAAUGGGGCGGGGCCAGGCGAGGACAAGAGGGAGGACGAGGAAGUGCCUGAAAACGCCUGACGACACUCAGUGGCGAACUCCCCCACUGUAUCUGACUGUGGCAGAUCACCAUGGCGACAGGCGGCGCGGUGCGGUGACGACGAGAGACGAACUCUUUAGUUUAAACACAGCAGCUGACUCAGUGGCCCCUCAGCGGCCCCCCAAAGGGCCACCGGACCUUAUGUUUACAACCGACUGAGAAAAUAUCACAUUUAUCAGAUUACAGCUUCUUAGCAGCUUCAUUGUUCAUUCUCAGUGCUCAAACAUGUUUAGUGAUUUUAUUAGAGACUCAGAGGAAACAGUUAACACUGAAAUAGAAAGAAAUCAGGGAGGUGGAAACCAAAGAGCAGACAGCGGCUGAAAUGCUAUCAGGAGGAAUGAGUCAUGGAGCUGUUAGGAGGCAGUCGUGGAGGUUUUGUUCAUGCAGCCGAGCACAGUCGUGUUCUUAUACACCUCUUAUAGUAUGUUCUGACUGUGAACGGUGACUGCUGCUCUGCUCUUUGUUCUGGCUUCAUCUAAUCAAGCAUGUUCAGGCCCUAAUCUGUGAUGCCAAACAAAACUCAAUAGGUCCUACAGGAUGUUAGUCAGACCAUUCUAGAAUGAUCUGACCUCACCUCAUUGUCAUUCUGCUACAGCGGGAAAAAACGCUCUGACUUGUUUGUAUUUCUUUAAACACAGUCACGGUUGUUUUUAGAGUGGCUUCGCCCGGGAUGCAGUGAUGGUGCCCCCUCAAAAUAGUGGAAAAUUUGGGGUGCCCAGAAAGCUCAACUGGUUGAGCGGAUGACCCAGAUGCAGUGGCUAGUCCCAGAUGCAGUGGCCUGGGUUUGAUUCCUGCUCAGGGCCCUUUACUGCAUAUCUUCCGCCUACUUUCCUGUCAGCCUCUCAACUGUACCUAUCUAAUAAGGCCAAAAAAAAAAGUCAAAAAUUUGCAUACAGGAAUGCGAGAAUAACAAAGUGGCUAAUUCGCUGAAAAAAACUAGCAAGGCUUCCUUACUACGUAAUCCAAGUCCUCUAUAAAACUUGAAACUUUCAUUGUGGCAGGGAGAUUGUUUUUCAUACUCAUGGUGAAGGCGAAUUUGAAAAUGGAAGCACAAAAAUAUUGGAAGCCACAUGAAAUGCAGGGCCAGUGGCAGCCUUAUAUGAGUCAGACUCAAAGGAUCGUAGUCUCCCGUAGCUAAAUACGGGUCUGUUUGUACAUAUUAUCAUUCCGCUAUAGGAGGAAAAAAACACUCUGACUUGUUCAUAUUUCUUUAAACACAGUCGCGUUUGUUUUUAGAGGAACUAAGCACAGGAUGUAGUGAUGGUGCCCCCUUAAAAUAAUGACGUGUGCCGUUGUUUCUUAGGUGAGAACUGUCAUUAAAAUUAAAAGAUGUCAUUAAAAGAUAAUUCACCAUAAAAAUUAGCAGGGCAAAACUUGAAAAUUUCAGCGUGGAAGGGAGAUUGUUGUUGUUUCCUCGAGUGAAGGGGAAUAUGAAAACAGCAACACAAAAAUAUUGGAAGCCACAUGAAAUGUAGGGCCAAUUAUACAUGCAGACUAUAUCCGAUGACUAGACUAACAGGAUUGUAGCCCCGCAUAGACAGAGAAUGGUCUGGCUGUACAUAUUAUCAUUGUGCUACAGGAUAAAAACACUCUGACUUGUUUACAUUUCUUUUACCACAGUUGCUAUGAGUGGAGCUAAGCCCAGGAUACAGUGAUGGUGUUCCCUCAGAAUACUUACCGUUGGAACUGUUUUGGUGGAAGGACGCGAGAACUAGAAUAAAAUGGCUAAUUCAUGGUAAAAAAUUAGCAGCAGCGUCUAACUGCACGAUCUAAAUCCUCUGCAAAACUUGAAACUUUCAGUAUGGGAGGUUGCUACCUGGAGGCGAAUUAGCUGUUGUGCUAGUGCUGAGUCCGAACCGCUGGUCUUUAUCUAAAAUAACAUGAGUUUUUAGUUUAAAUAUUUAAACAAAGGAUUUUGACAUUGAACAUUAAACAUACAAUACAUAUAAUACACAGUUAAGCUUGAUUAUUGCACCCACAGCCUAUCACUUAUUUUUAGACCUUCUAAUGUAGGAUUUUAGCUUUUUCCCCAUCUAACGUGAUUCCAGUAUGGCAUUUGUGUAUUUAAUUGUAAAUUUUUUAAUCCACUUAUUGAACCUGUUUGUGUACUGAUCAGAGAGGAGAAUCAGCUGAAACAACUGUCAGAAAAGAGGAGUUCCAGGAUGAAUGCAGCUCAUUUUCUGUCCUGUAAACAGAGCUUAACGAAUUCAGGUAUUUAAUCAACAGCUAAAUGAUCGUAGCUAUCAGAGCACAUCCCUGCUUUAAUGUAGUCACCACUCCUGUAUCACCUCCAGCUCUGUCACUGCACACACGUGUUUUUUUAGAAGUUGCAAUCAAAUUUGUAUCUAAGUCGUGGCCAGAUACUCUGACAGUCGUGUCACGGUGACUUUCAGAGAUGUGUUCCUGUGAAAGUGAACCGAACUAAAGCUGCAGUGAUGUUUAAACCCUCAGAGAGCAGAGCAGCGGCCGUGGCUUCAUCAGUGUGGAUUUCUUUACAUGUUUACACACGACUGCUUGAAAGCAAGUAUUUUUUUUAAAACAACACCGGUUGUCUCGUUGUACUUUGGGCCGGUAUGACUAUCGGUUAGCUUAGCAUUGUCCUCUCUGCCAUCAUUGUAGAAACUGUGGCGACCCUAUCAGAAAAAGAAUCCUCAUUAAAUCGACAGGAGCUCCGAGGUCAGACGGCUCCUCUGACUGUGAAUAAAAGAACAGUGCCCGCCCGUGGUAUCACCGUGGUGACGAGGGCGACACCGGUUUCUAUAGCAACGGCCAAUGAGCCGCAGGGUGGAGCCAAAAUGGCCGACAGUGGAAACUCUUUUAGGUCCUCUGAGCACUGUGUUCGUUCAUGCAACGUGUGCUAUAGUCAUUGUGUGCUCUUUGGCUCUGUGUGUGUGUGCGUGAGGUUUCGAAUGUGUGUGUGUGUGUGAGAGAGAGUGUGAGGAAGUGUGUGUGUGUGUGUGAGAGAGAGAGAGAGUGUGUGAGGAAGUGUGUGUGUGUGUGCUGUUUACUGUACAGCUGUUUUCUGUAUUAUUGUAUUAAACAUGCAGAACUCCA